Folsomia candida is the source of this 1636-nucleotide messenger RNA. It is a transcript of the gene pch2, whose product is annotated as pachytene checkpoint protein 2 homolog. The record is from RefSeq and is a predicted model, not a curated record. Bases 171 to 1520 code for a protein of 449 amino acids. Gene Ontology annotation, molecular function: ATP binding; ATP hydrolysis activity. Gene Ontology annotation, biological process: meiotic recombination checkpoint signaling; reciprocal meiotic recombination. Lineage: Eukaryota; Metazoa; Arthropoda; Collembola; Entomobryomorpha; Isotomidae. The transcript is spliced from 10 exons. Gene Ontology annotation, cellular component: chromosome; nucleus.
UUCUUCCUCAACGCAUAAUAACCACAACAAAAAACGGACCGUUUAAACUUGCAAAUUAAUUAAUUAUGAUUAAUUUCAUUAAACUAUUUCACUAAUUAUAGCCAGAGUUCAAGUCAGUCAUAUAAUAAUCACACAUUUGUCUAAAUCAAGUUGAAGGGAUUAAAGUGGAAAUGAUGAAGACCGAUGCAGUUUUCCAUAUUGAGGUUGCAAGGAAGAUCAACAGUUCUGAGAAGCGGUCUAACCUUGAGACAUUAGUUAGGACGGCGUUAGAGGAGGAGAAAGAGGAGUUCAUUUCAUGCUUUAACUAUGAUGACUUUCUUGCUCGCCACCCGUCCCUGAAAAGCCAUAUACAAUCUAUUCGAGUAUAUGUCGAGCACCAAAGUAAUUCCAACAUUCGACUGACGGCGCAACCAUCUUCAUCACCCCAGAAAAGGAAAACCCCUGACAUUUUUGCAAAGAUUAGCAAGGACCUCAAAUUGCGUAUCAACCUUUACGUACAUGAUUUGUGCAAGGAUGGCGAGGAGGCAGAAUACAUGAAUGAUGAAGAGAAUGACCAAUCUGCUUCGUCACACCAUUGGAUCCUCCCUUCUGCAAGUUUCGAUGGAUUGUGGGAUACACUAAUUUUUGAUGAUAACGUUCAAUCGAGGCUUAUGAAGUACAUUAACUCGACACUACUAUUUUCAGAAAAGGGGGUAGACACAAACCUCAUUUCUUGGAACAAAGUAAUUUUACUUCAUGGACCUGCAGGCACGGGAAAAACAUCAUUAUGCAAAGCUCUCGCACAAAAAGCUUCAAUACGACUUGGGAGCCGUUAUAUGUACGGACAGCUUAUUGAAAUUAACAGCCAUAGCCUAUUUUCAAAAUGGUUUUCUGAAAGUGGAAAAUUGGUCAUGAAAAUGUUUGAAAAGAUUCACGAUCUUGUUGAAGAUCCCAAAUGCAUAGUGUUUCUUCUCAUUGAUGAAGUUGAAAGUUUAGCUCAGUGUCGUCAAUCUGCUGAGGCAGGAAACGAACCUACUGAUUCCAUACGAGCUGUCAAUGCAUUACUUACUCAGAUCGACAGAAUAAAAAAAUUUCCCAAUGUUGUCAUUUUAACAACGUCAAAUAUGGUUGGAUGCAUCGAUUUAGCAUUUGUGGAUAGAGCUGAUCUCAAAAUCUACAUUGGGGCUCCUCCUGUCGAUAUAAUUUAUAGAAUAUUAGCUUCGUCAGUUAAUGAGCUAAUACGGGUUGGAAUUAUUGACUCGAAAUCUAAAAUUUCCGAUGACGUGGCUGUUUCGAAUAGGAAUGGAGGGGAAAAAUUGUUAGAUUCCUCAGCAGCCAAGCUUUUAGCUAUUUCCAAACUCGCCAGCGGUAUGAGUGGAAGAACGUUACGCAAGAUUCCUUUCCUGGCUCAUUCAAAUUUUAUGGCGUCUACAGUAGUAACUGACCUAGAGUCUUUUUUGGAUGGACUGGAAAGAGCAGUAGAAACUGAGAUGAAAGAAGUGGAAGCUCUUCGGAACAAUUCUAAACCUAUUCUUAUAUAAUUAUCUGUAGCAUGGACUGAAUAAGGGAUUGAAAAUAAUUUGAACCGAGUUUUUUGUACUUGAUGAUAAUUCGUCGUUAUCUAAGAUAAAGACUAUUUCAUUAGUAUAAUCAAUAA